GGCCCUCAGAUACCACACAUGGUUGGACCUGAAAUUCAGCAUGUCACACAGACAGGAAAAGUCAACAAAUGCUUAUCCUUUGGGCCAUUUAGCAGGGGGUGGUGCCUCAGCACUAGGCCGCUGACCUUUCUGAAGUGUAGAAGCAGAGUUAGAGUUUUUUGUACUCAUUCAUUCUCAAUAAAGACAGACAUGGAGCUUGGAUCAAUUGUUAGUGCUGUGAGGAGUAAGAGGGUACUGCUCGGUGACGAAGUCCGUCCUGCUGUCAUCGUUAUAAAGGAUGGGAAGAUCCAUCAAAUACUCUCAGACAGCGACUUUUCUGGAGAUGUUGCUGGUGAGGUGUUGGAUGUGGGUGACAGGCUGGUGAUGCCAGGCAUUGUAGAUUGCCACGUUCAUGUGAAUGAACCAGGCCGCACCUCCUGGGAGGGUUUCUGGACUGCCACCAGGGCUGCUGCAGCUGGAGGGGUGACAACCAUUGUGGACAUGCCGCUAAACAGCAUCCCUCCAACGACCACACUAGGAAAUUUUCACGAGAAGCUGCAGGAGGCAACAGGGAAGUGUUUUGUGGACACAGCCUUCUGGGGAGGUGUGAUUCCUGGCAAUCAGUUAGAACUUCGGCCCAUGAUCCAGGCUGGAGUGGCUGGCUUCAAGUGUUUCCUCAUCCAUAGUGGGGUAGAGGAGUUCCCUCAUGUGAAUGACUGGGAUCUACACAGAACCAUGAAGCAGCUGCAAGGCACAGGAAGUGUCCUGCUGUUUCAUGCAGAGAGGGAUGUUCAGCAGACAACAGAGGAGAAUGGUGACCCUUGUCAGUACUCCACCUUUCUGCAGUCCCGACCAGAUGACAUGGAGAUAGAGGCAAUACGCACCGUCACAGAACUCUGCCUCCAGUACCAGGUGCGGUGUCAUAUAGUUCACUUGUCCUCUGCAAAGCCAUUGAAACUAAUACAGGAAGCACGGCAGGCUGGAGCACCCCUGACAGUGGAGACUACUCACCACUACCUCAGCCUGUGUGCAGAGAACAUACCCGCAGGGGCUACACAAUUCAAGUGCUGCCCACCCAUCAGAGGAUCUGUUAACCAGGAGCAGUUAUGGUCCGCACUGAAAGCUGGGCAGAUUGACAUGGUGGUGUCUGACCAUUCCCCUUGCACCCCUGAUCUGAAGAAACUGGAUAAUGGAGACUUCACUGAGGCUUGGGGAGGAAUUUCUUCUCUACAAUUUGGUUUGCCUCUGUUCUGGAGUUCAGCCAGUAAGAGAGGCUUUAAGCUGUCUGAUGUGGUGAGACUCCUCAGCCAGAAAACAGCCCAGCUAAGUAGUCUUGACAACCAGAAGGGCAGCCUUGCCCCCGGCUAUGAUGCUGACUUGGUCAUAUGGGACCCAGAGAGAGAAUUUGAAAUAAAAGAAGCAAGCAUUUAUCAUAAAAACAAGCUAACUCCUUACCUCGGUGUCACACUGCAAGGAGUGGUGUGUGUGACCAUUGUCAGGGGCCUGCUGGUGUACAGAGAAGGCUCCUUCUGCCCCGAGCCUCUGGGGAAGCAUCUCCUCAUCCCAAUCCAGCCCAACUGUGGAGCACAAUAACAACAAGCUGGAAAUGACCUCAACAUAUCUAGAGUUAUUGUAUUGUCUGAAUCUGUGAAAGUGCCCCAUGUCGUUUUCUUCAUCUCUCUCACCUAAUAUAUGCUUUACAUUAGAUUUUAUCUGAACAUUUUGAAAUCACAAUUUGCGAAUUGCAGAAUUCCCUACCUCCUCUAUAGAUGGUUAAAGGGGUGAUAGAAUGAUUAUAUAGGGUAUUUCACAAAGUUCCUUAUGGUCUCCUAAUGGGGUAUGUAACAUUGGUUGGGCUGAAAAU
Perca fluviatilis (European perch) is the source of this 1843-nucleotide messenger RNA. RefSeq names its product zgc:103559. The coding region runs from base 19 to 1572 and encodes 517 amino acids. The record is from RefSeq and is a predicted model, not a curated record. Gene Ontology annotation, molecular function: cobalt ion binding; zinc ion binding; allantoinase activity. Gene Ontology annotation, cellular component: cytoplasm. Gene Ontology annotation, biological process: allantoin catabolic process; purine nucleobase catabolic process. Lineage: Eukaryota; Metazoa; Chordata; Actinopteri; Perciformes; Percidae. The transcript has 11 exons.